Messenger RNA from Acyrthosiphon pisum (pea aphid), 1101 nucleotides. RefSeq lists its product as uncharacterized. The transcript has a single exon. Lineage: Eukaryota; Metazoa; Arthropoda; Insecta; Hemiptera; Aphididae. The coding region runs from base 95 to 445 and encodes 116 amino acids. The record is from RefSeq and is a predicted model, not a curated record.
AAGUAAUAAAUAAUUUAACUAUUUUUUCAGAUAAAUAUAAGAAGAAAAAUAUAAUAAUAACAAAAACAAUAUAUAUAAAACCAUAUAAUACACCAUGAGCAAUCAAACACCACUGUCGGCGGAGUACCCACUAACACUACAGGCAAUCGAUUUCUUUGAAAAACUUAGAGAUGAACUAUUAAACGGCCCUCACCACCAAUACAUAAGACGGAAUAGAAUUUGUGUAGGAUGUUUUAAACAACAUGUCAGAGAAGCGAACAGAAAAAUGAGUAUGCCAUUGAACCCAUACAUAUUAAGCAGGGCAAUGAUAACAGUUACGGCGUUUAUACACGCGGUAAUAAAACAUCCGAACGCGGAGAGAUCAGUGUGUAUAGAAGUAGGGGAAAUACUAGAGGAUGUUAUUGCUCGACGGAUUAUUUCGGUUAAUCACUUAUUCGAAGAAUAAAAAAAAAAACAAACAGGAAAAAAAAAAUAAUAAUAAUAAUAUAUAUAUAUAUAUAAAGAAUUUAAAUAAUUAUAAUGUUAUGAAUAAUGUAUUUUUAUUCUAGUUCCCAGAUCCAUUUCUUAUAGUAGAGUUUGCUAUGAUGGACAGAACCGAAUAUUAUCGGUAUCUGACGCUGUGAUCUAAACAAGUUUUGCAAAGUAUCAAAAGGGUAUUCAAGGAAAAGCCAAGCUUGACCACACCAUUGUUGGACCAAUUGUAUGGGAGUAAAAACCAUCAGGGGGUGUCAACCUUAUCAACUGUUUACCUACAAGAUACUUGCACAUACAUAAUAGAGAACCGAUAGUAAUAUUUGAAACGAAUCAACGGAUUGACGAUAAUAAAAGGUUAAGACUUAAGGUUACAGGGUAUAAUCGCACAUUUAAACAUAAUUAAAUGAACGAUACGAUCUUAAAACCUUGAAUAAAAUAACUAGAAAUCUCGAGCAUUUUAUGAAUGACCAUUGUAACAGUGAAUGUAAAAAAUUACUGAAAAUAAUUGAAAACACGAGAAAUCCAAUUUAUAUACUCGACUAUCCUAAAUAGUUUAAAUUUAAUUCAUAUUUUGCAUACGUACGUAACAAAUUCAUAAUAUUAUUCACAGAUAAAAAUAAUAUAGUA